Molecule: messenger RNA, 2517 nt
Organism: Adelges cooleyi (spruce gall adelgid)
Lineage: Eukaryota; Metazoa; Arthropoda; Insecta; Hemiptera; Adelgidae
Product: terminal uridylyltransferase Tailor-like
Exons: 8
Coding region: 316-2325 (669 amino acids)
Biological process (GO): mitochondrial mRNA polyadenylation; mRNA 3'-end processing
Molecular function (GO): poly(A) RNA polymerase activity; RNA uridylyltransferase activity; zinc ion binding
Source: RefSeq, a predicted model, not a curated record
ACUUGGCAGUGCAAAGUGCAAUCCAAAUAUUCAGAUCUGAGAUCCUAACUGUCGGCUUAUGAGUAUUUUCUUAUUUAAUAUUUUUUCACAAUUCAUAGUCAUGUCAUAGAUACUGACGCUGAAAUAGUGAAAUCAUUAAUAGUAUUUGUCGUAUUGUAUUAACUACUAUUUUACUUUUGUAAUUAAUUACUGAACAUAAAAAUCUCAUUAGUUCAAUAAAUCUCAAAGUGGCAUGAGAGUAAUUAUAAAAACUGGGUUCACUCGAAUAUCUACACUUGAUAUCUUUGUUAGAAUUCAACUGUCCUGCUAUUAACAAUGUCUACUACAUCGUCUAGCCUAGAUUCAACUGAUUUAUCUAUUUUUGAAGAUGACAAUGCACACUUUAGUGAUGAUUCUGUACAAUCCGAUAAUUUACUGAAAAGUUUUUCAUCAUUAUCUCUUGGGACAAACCAAAAUGAAAAAAAAUCUACUGUUGGUGAUCAGGAAAUUAACCAAUCAAACUUGAUGUCUCAAGAACCAUCAUGCAAUAUUGUAAAAAAAUUAAUAAAAAAACUUUCUGAACAGCGAAAACCAUCAAAAUUUAAUGAUUUUUUAAGAAUAAGUUUGGAAUUAAUCAACCAAAUGCCACAAGCUAUUAAUUCCUUUACUUCAUCAAAAUCGUAUUACUGUGCUAUUUGUGAUUUGGUCUUUACUGAAGAAAAUAGUUGGACAGAACACUACACAACUAAUCAUAGCAAAAUUACUAACCCUUCUGUUUUUUACUGUGCCAUCUGUCAUGUUUACCAGAUCAGUAUUUCUGCUAGUGUUAAAACACAUGUAAAAUCAUUGGAACAUAAAGUCAUGGUAGACUUUCAGGAGCACAUGAAAAAAGAGUUAGUAACACCUAAUAUUAAUAAAAGUUCAAAGAUUUCUAGUGGAAAAAUUACAACUACUAAAACAGAAAACAAUAAUACUUACUACAAAAGUUGUAAGCCUAAACAAGUUUUGAAGAACAGAAAUAUUUAUCUAGAAAUUAAAAAUAUUAGUGCUGAGUUGAAAAAAAAUGAGUGUUCAUUGUUGAAAAAGGUAAUCAGAAAAAAUUAUGGCGAGUUCAAGGAGAUUUCAAACAAAAAGAAUUCCUUUAUAAUCCUUCUACACGAUAAAGAAGGUGUCCAUGCUAUAAUGAAGAACAGCGAUGAGUUAGAAAAACAAUAUAGCAUUAGAUUACAAACUUUUGAACAAGAUAGUGAAAACAAACUGUCACCGGAGACUAUACAAUCGUUUUCUGAUUGGGAAAUAUUAUUAAAAAAAAUGUUUGACUUGAUAAGUACCAUGAAAAUUACGUCUGAAGAUCCAACUGAAAAAAAAAAAUUAAAUAAACUAUGUGAUACAGUGAAAAACCUUGGUGUUAAAUUUCAUUUAACAAAUGUUCACGUUUUUGGAUCACGUGUUUAUGGUCUUGCUAUGAUAAACAGUGAUGUAGACUUGUAUUUAGAUAUCGGUAAUUCAUUUAAUGGUCAAAUAUCAAAUGAUGUUGAUAGACAAGUGUCUUUAGUAAAGUAUUUUGCUCAACAGUGCAAUGACCGCACAUCAGAAUUUCAAAAUGUUGAACAAAUUUGUGAUGCACGUGUACCGAUUCUUAAAUUUUACCACGUUCCUACUAAACUGAACUGUGAUUUAUCUUUCAAAAGUGGUUUGAGUACAAGCAACACUAAACUUAUCAAAUACUAUUUGUCUAUUAAUAAUGAAGUGCAUUGGCUUGUAACUUGUAUUGUCAAAUAUUGGGCAUUGCAAAAUGGUUUAAAACAUCGACAAUUAUUCACCAGUUAUGCACUUGUUUGGCUAGUAUUGUUUUAUUUAAUGUCUAUAAAUAUAGUUCCACCACUAGUCAAGCUCAUGAAUAUGGUUCCAAAAAAAAAUAGAAUAACUAUUGAAGGUUGGGACUGUUCAUUUGAAAUGUUACCAAAACCAAAAACAACGGAAGACACUGAAAGGAGGUUUAACCUUUUAUAUGGUUUUUUCCAAUAUUAUAGUGAUGAAAAAAAGUUCAAAUCUCAAGUAUUGUGUACAUUUACUGGGAAAUGUAUGAAAAAGUCAAAAUUUUUCUCAGAUUUCAUAAAAUUGUCCGAGAUUAAGAAGACACAACGCGCCAAGUUCAAAACGCUUCAAUCAAAUAUUUACAAAAGUUUUGAAAAACGCAAUGGCUUAACAUUACAAGAUCCAUUCGAGCUUUCAUUCAACAUUACUAAAAAUAUAACUGGGGACACGUUAACCCGUUUUUGUGAUAUGUGUUAUGAAACUAUGGUGCUUAUGGACAACAUGACAGCAAUUGAUAAAAGCCAGUAAAUCUUUUGUGUAUAACAACUAUAUUCGUUGAUGAUUCUGUCAAUAUAAGUAUUUUAUUUAUAUUACAGAACAUUAUUAUGUUUUACUCUUUUCAAAAAUAUACUUUUAGUUGUAUAGUUUUUAUUAUUAAAAAAUAUCACAGAAAAUUAAUUUUCUAUACUACUCUGUUCUCAUUUAAGAAUAGCGACAUUA